AUGGACAUCACAGUGCAUUCAUCGAAGUGCGUCAAACCGGCCUACGCCUACGCCGGCGCCGGCGAUGCCCCCGCCGCCGCCGACGUGGUCCCGCUCACCGUGUUCGACAAGGUGAACUUCGACAUGUAUAUCUCCGCCAUAUACGCGUUCCGCUCGCCGGUCCCGCCCAACGCCGUCCUCGAGGCCGGCCUCGCCAAGGCGCUGGCGGAGUACCGGGAGUACGCGGGGAGGCUCGCCGUGGACGGCGACGGCCGCCGCGUGAUCGUCCUCAACGACGCCGGCGCGCGGUUCGUCGAGGCCACGGCCGACGUCGCGCUCGACGCCGUCACGCCGCUGAGCCCGGCGGACGGGGUGGUCGGGCGCCUGCACCCGUGCGGCGACGGCGCCGAGGAGCUGGUGCUGGUCCAGGUAACGCGGUUCGCCUGCGGGUCCGUCGUCGUCGGCACCACCGCGCAGCACGCGGUGGCGGACGGCCGCGCCUCCACCAACUUCUUCCGCGCGUGGAGCCAGGCUACCCGCGGCGCCGCCGUCGACCCCGUCCCGGUGAGCCGCCGCGCGUCCUUCUUCGCGCCCCGCGACCCGUCGCGCGUCGAGUUCGAGCACCGUGGUGCCGAGUUCAAGAAGACGCACGGUGCGCACGUCAACCUGGACGCCUCGUCGAAACACGUCGUCGACGACGACGGCGGCGGCGGCGAGGUGGUGGUGCACGCUGCGCACUUCAGCCGGGAGUUCAUCGCCGCGCUCAAGUCGCAGGCGUCGCCGCCGCCGCACCGGUACAGCACGCUGCAGUGCGUGGUGGCGCACCUGUGGCGCUGCAUCACGAAGGCGCGCCGCCUCGACGUGCACACCACCACCACCACCAGCCUGUGCAUCGCCGUGGACGGCCGGGCCAGGAUGCGGCCGCCGGUGCCGGAGGGGUACACGGGCAACGUCGUGCUCUGGGCGCGACCAACCUCCACCCCCCGCGACCUCGUCUCCGCGCCGCUCCGCCACGCCGUGGAGCUCAUCAGCCGGGAGGUAUCCCGGAUCGGCGACGGCUACUUCAAGUCAUUCAUCGACUUCGCGAGCUCCGGCGCGGUGGAGGACGAGCGGCUGACGCCGAUGGCCGACGGCGGCAGGACGGUGCACAGCCCGGACGUGGAGGUGAACAGCUGGCUGCGGAUCCCGUUCCGCGGCAUGGACUUCGGCGGCGGGCCGCCGCUGUUCGGCAUGCCCAGCUACGUGCCGCCGGCGGAGGGGUCGGUGAUCGUGCUCCCGUCGUUCUCGUGGGACGGCGGCGUGGACGCCUACGUGCCGCUGUUCCGCCGCGACGUCGGAGCCUUCGACCGCUGCUGCUACUCCUUGGCCGACGCCGGCGCACGGCUUUAG
Oryza brachyantha (malo sina) is the source of this 1368-nucleotide messenger RNA. RefSeq names its product agmatine coumaroyltransferase-2-like. The coding region runs from base 1 to 1368 and encodes 455 amino acids. The transcript has a single exon. NCBI's taxonomy places the organism in Eukaryota, Viridiplantae, Streptophyta, Magnoliopsida, Poales, Poaceae. Gene Ontology annotation, molecular function: acyltransferase activity, transferring groups other than amino-acyl groups. The record is from RefSeq and is a predicted model, not a curated record.